AAAAGGAGAUAUAUAUUUUUCCACAAUGAAUGCAGUGAAAGAAACUGAAGUGCCAUGGAAAUUUUAGAUUCUAAUUCUCCGUCCAUGUAACAUUGUUUUAAGCAUCUUUAUCCUCAGGUUUUGUAGCUCCAUCUUUCCUUCUAUUAUUGUAGUAUUAUUCUGCCUACAUAUCAAAUCCUGACUACACAUACUUUCUUUAUGCUAGUUGCACCUGCAACUUAGCUCCUCCCCUCUUCUUUAUAUGUACUCCCUUCAGUCCAAUUCUAAUACACAGCCCACCUCCAAACUUAACUCAUACUAUUCAAUUCAUCUCCUCUAACCUGGUUCUGUCCAGCUUGUUUGCCUGCCAAAAUCAUUGCCCUUUAAUUGUUUCCCUGGAAAAUCAACCAAAAAAUUUUUUGAUUUAACUGUUGACAAUACGGGAAACGUGAAGCAACGGGAGUUAACAGGGUUGGAAGGACUUGUAUUAAUUCACUGGAGAAUGAAUGGGAAAAAGGAAGCUGUUGAGAUCAACAUUCCACCUUCUUCCAAGGCUAAACAUCUUGAGACUGAGAAGAAAUCUGUCUUUGAAGGUUUCUCAUGUGCUAAUUGGAUAUGGAAGGUUUGGGAAUUUUGCAAGGAAGAUAGCAAAAGGUUGACAUUCUCAUUCAAAGUUGGGCUAGCUGUUCUUCUUGUGUCUUUGCUCAUACUUCUCCGAGCACCUUAUGAAACUUUUGGCACCAACAUCAUUUGGUCCAUCCUUACUGUUGCCAUCAUGUUUGAAUACACAGUCGGUGCAACAUUUAAUCGAGGAUUCAACCGAGCACUUGGGAGCUUGCUUGCAGGGAUCUUAGCUAUUGCUGUUGGUCAGUUGGCUCUGCAUGCUGGCCGGGUUGCUGAACCUUUUAUAAUAGGAAUUAGCAUAUUCCUGAUUGGAGCUUUAACAUCAUUCAUGAAACUAUGGCCUUCUUUUGUGCCAUACGAAUAUGGUUUCCGGGUCAUACUCUUCACUUUCUGUUUGAUCAUUGUUUCUGGAUAUCGAAUGGGGAACCCUGUUAAAACUGCCAUGGAUAGACUGUAUUCUAUUGCCAUUGGAGGUUUUGUAGCAGUCUUUGUGAAUGUACUUGUUUUUCCUAUAUGGGCCGGAGAACAAUUGCAUAGAGAGUUAGUCAACAAUUUUAACUCAGUAGCAGACACCCUUGAAGAAUGUGUGAAGAAAUAUUUAGAAGAUGAAGGAUUAGAUCAUCCAGAAUUCUCCAAGACUGUCAUGGAUGAGUUUCAAGAUGAGCCUGCCUACAGGAAAUGCCGAGCCACGUUGAACUCUUCAGCCAAACUGGAGAACCUGGCUAAUUCGGCAAAAUGGGAGCCACCACAUGGAAGGUUCAGGCACUUCUUUUAUCCAUGGUCAGAGUAUGUUAAAGUAGGAGCAGUCCUACGCUACUGUGCUUAUGAGGUUAUGGCCCUCCAUGGAGUUCUACACUCUGAGAUUCAGGCACCAUAUAAUCUCCGAAUCGCAUUCCAGACAGAGAUCCUUGAUGCAACAAGCCAGGCUGCAGAGCUGGUGAGGAGAUUGGGGAAAGACAUAAGCAACAUGAAGAGAAGCGUCACGACAUCCUUGCUAAAGAGGGUUCACAGCUCAAUUGUAAGACUGCAGCGUGCCAUAGACAUGCAUUCUAAUCUCCUUACCUCCUAUUCUGAACCUCUUGACAAUUCUUCCAAUCCAGUCAAGCUUUCUGAGACUCCGUCAACAAAGCUCAAUGACAUUGCGGAUUUUGACAGCAAUAGCCUUGAAAAGAACCUGAGUAUGCAAACAGGUGAUCUCUCACGAACACAGGGAGAGUCGUCCCAUGAGAUGAUGAGGAAGCAAUCGAGAAGGAUGCAUUCUUGGCCGUCCAGAGAGGUGGAUGCUUUUGAAGACGAGGGAGGAAUUGGAGCAGCCUUUUUGCCGAUGAGAACAUUGGAGACCACUGCAGCAUUGUCACUUGCCACCUUCACUUCAUUGCUGAUUGAGUUCGUGGCUAGACUUGAUCACCUGGUUGACGCUGUUAAUGAUCUCUCAAUGAUGGCUAAGUUUAAAGAUGAGGGACUAUAGGGAAAGAGUCUGCAACAUACAGAACUCAAUAUUGUAAUAUCCUACAUGUCUUACAAAAGAUACUAUUAAAAGGGGGGAGUAUGUAAAGGGGAAAUCUGGAAGAUGUCUUGCAUACAAAAUAAAAUUUUGAUCUACUU
Molecule: messenger RNA, 2208 nt
Organism: Rubroshorea leprosula
Lineage: Eukaryota; Viridiplantae; Streptophyta; Magnoliopsida; Malvales; Dipterocarpaceae
Source: the annotation of a GenBank genome assembly